CAUGUUAACUUAACCUAUAGACAGUCAAAAAUACAUACCCUAUAAACACCAUGCAGGUACCACUUGACUUUAAAUAAUAUAAACAUUUUUUAGAUGAUGUAUAAAUAAUUGUUACGAUAUGGCACCACUCACAGAUUUAUUGUCAUGUAGUAUUAUUGAAAAAGACCAUAAUGGAGAUAUACUUUGGACAUGGUCAUAUCCUACAGUUUCAGAAUCACAAAAAACUAUUGUCAAAAGAAAAUGUAAUUUAGGACUUGAACAUAACUCUCCACAAACAUUUAUUUGGGCCCGACAUGGUCAAACAUGGUUUUAUUUACAUUGUAGUGAAGUAUUCGAUUCUGACAGAUUACCCAAGGUUAAACAAUUUGCAUUAGUUUUAUUCGCAAAAGACUUCAAUCCACAAAAAUAUGAAGUACUCUCACGCGUUUUCAGUAAAAUGUAUUGCAAGACUGGUAAGCCUACUGAGAUUUUACAGUUAUAUCUUUCGGUCUUUACUAAGGGAUCAUGCUCAACACAAGAGAAUGGAACUUUUGUGUCCGAUGAUUUUAGCAGUCGUACGACAAUUAAUACCAAUGUUAGGGAAUUAAUAAAAACGUUUGAAUUAGAAACGAUUUUAAUAUAUACCGCUCUAUUGUUAAAGAGAAGAAUUGUAAUUUAUCAUCACAGUUUAGAACAAUUGCUUAAAUGGAUGAAAACUUUUCCUGCUUUAAUGAAACAUCGUAAAGUUGAAGAAAAUUUAUUUCCAUGGAUUGAGCUGGUUAAUGACGAGAUACUUGAUUUAAAGAAGCAAUCAUACUAUGUAGCUGGAUGUAGAAACAGUGCAAUUUCUGCAAGGACAGAUCUAUACGAUUUAUUAGUUAAUAUACCAGCCAGAGAAAUUACUGUUGCUCCACAUGCAAAAGAGAGUUUAACAAUGACAAAAACGCAUAAGGAAAUAGCAUUGUUUAUGGUACAGUUAUGCGAAAAUCAAAGCUGUACAGAAUUACAAAUAAUAUCUGAGAUCAAUGAGAAAACAAAAGAUUUGUUAAAUCAAUUAACGUCUUUAGCUACCACUGAAACACCAGAUGGAAAAAAAAUGGUCUCUAUUCAGGCAUUCAAAGAAAAAGAUUUACCACAAGCUGUCGAAAGCUUUUUAAUUAAUCUAGCAAUCGCUGAAAAUUUAUUUAUGUUGUAAAAUAUAUUUUUUGUAUCCGAGUUAUGUGGACUUGUUGCGCAAUCGUUCGAAUAGAAUGAACAAAUUCCUAAUGCAACUAUUAAAUACAAUAAAUGUUAUAACUUACGCGCGGAUGGUGGAUGUUCCGUUUAAAACGAAGAAGUAUUUAGAAAUUAUAAUGAUUUUCCAAGGAUAUCGAAAUAAAUUAUCUAACAAUAAAACUAUUAAUAC
Molecule: messenger RNA, 1384 nt
Organism: Polistes canadensis
Lineage: Eukaryota; Metazoa; Arthropoda; Insecta; Hymenoptera; Vespidae
Product: protein FAM45A-like
Exons: 6
Coding region: 119-1174 (351 amino acids)
Biological process (GO): regulation of early endosome to late endosome transport; protein transport
Cellular component (GO): late endosome
Molecular function (GO): guanyl-nucleotide exchange factor activity; small GTPase binding
Source: RefSeq, a predicted model, not a curated record